Molecule: messenger RNA, 8245 nt
Organism: Dermacentor silvarum
Lineage: Eukaryota; Metazoa; Arthropoda; Arachnida; Ixodida; Ixodidae
Exons: 2
Coding region: 277-2667 (796 amino acids)
Source: RefSeq, a predicted model, not a curated record
GCCAGCAGCUGUACGGGCUGGACGGCAACCCGUAUUGUUAUGACAGUGCCAAGGCAUUGACAGUGCUGGCUGGCGCAUUUGUUGCUAUUUGUCCUCCAUUCUUCCAUUCCUAUUGGUUCUUUAUUCUAUGGUGCAGCUUUGUCGCCUUCACCGUGGUCGCAUUGCUUUCUGGAGAGACGUUGCUGAAUGCAAUGUUGUUGGGACGCCAUUGCUGAAUAACUCGUAGAGGCAGAUGGUUCACUGAGCGUGGUCUUCCCUGACGGACGUCGUCCUUACAUGCAUGUCAUUUUUCAACGCUUGUACGCGUUAUUGCAGUGCCAUCAAUCGUACGUCAAGAAGUGCGCAUGUGUGAAGUCUCCUAACGGCAGCCUUGAAAUGGCAACUACGAGGAAAGCCCCCUGCGACAAUCUCGAUGUGGCAUCGACGCCGUUGGCAAAAAAAUGGGCAGGCGAAGGUGAAGCAGCGCUGGACAGUUACAACAGCUCGAGUAAUGCAAGUGUGUAUGUGCCAGUUUUCGAGAAAGCCACUCUGGAGCAGCUAAUGUAUUACGAUCGCCCUUGCUCUGCGGGGAGAUCUGGACAAAGGUGUUGGCUGAGCGUCGAAAUGUGUCCAUGGAACAGAGUACUACACGACCUUGGUUUCGAACUUGUCGAGCACAAACCUGGCAAGGUUAGUUUGCAGUCAAUGCCGUACGCUAAGGCCUACAAAAAACAUUGCAGUGUUUAUUUCAACCAGUCUUCGUGCCUACUUACACGGCUUCUUGAGCGCCACUGUUGCAUCGACGUGUGUAAGCUGUUCUCUCGGAAGCUUCCCAGCAACGCCGACUGCGCUGACAAUCCGAACGAAAAGUCCUACCCCAUUCGUUUGGCUGCCCCGUUGCGAGACGGACCCAUCUUCAACAUCCGCAGCCUUAAGCUUGUACUCUCCAAAACCCCCGAAGAAACUCCCGACGAAGCUCCAAAGCACCACGUGCACGUAUUCGAAGGCCUCCAUGCUGUCGCUGGUCUCGAAGAGCUCGUGAUUGAUUGUCCCGAGAUCAAUUUCAAAUUUUCAUUAGAACUGGAAGCGCUGCUACGACGCAAUGCCAGCACCCUCAAAACAGUCAAGAUCCUCAUUGCAACUCUACCGAGGAAUGUAUACCGUGCGCUCCAGUUUCUAAUCAACUGCGAGUCACUGACGUUUUACCCAUGUUUAAAGAUUGGCAGUCGCAUCCCGACCACCGACUCCGUGGCACAACUUCUGUGCAAGACGAACACCCUGAAGAAAGUCAGUGUUUGUUCUGUCGUAAAUGAUGAGCAGCUGACCACACUGGCAGAAGCCAUCAACGCCUGCAAGUCUUUGACAAAAGUGACCAUGCACAUCACAGAUAUGAGCUGCUCACCGAAGGCUUUAUUUACUGCGCUUGGAAGCAACACUACCUUAAAGAAACUGCAGCUUAAAGAGGGUAUUAUUGAUGAAACCAGCGGACAAGCUCUGGCAUUCGCAUUGGAAAACAACACUUGCCUUCGUACCCUGGAAUUUGAGGAUUCUAUCUUUUGUGCUUCCGGCAUGACGCACUUGGCAGGAGCACUGAUGAUAAACACCACAUUGAAAGAGCUUCAUAUGACUGUCAAGCUACCCAUGGCACUAGUACAACAACUCUGCGAGGCACUGGCUGUGAACAAGACUCUAAAAAAACUGACAUUUGGUAGCUUUGAUUCUUCCAUGCAAGAAAGGGUAUUCUUGGCAAAGUGCUUGGCUCAGGACAACUACUAUGGCCGCGUGCAGCUACCCUGGAGCGAGCCUGAUAUCCCAGGUUUGACAGCUGUUGUGGUGUGCCCUGAAUUGUGCCCCGAAGAACUGAGCUUGCCAGCUAUUUCACACAUAUCGGCGGUAAAUCUCAGGCCCCUUCUUCAAGCUAUUAGUAUAAGCAAGCGCAUUCACACCUUUAAGACUUGCCUUGAAGGCGACGCCGGAGCUAAGGGUGCAGCUGUCUGUGAAAUGCUGAAGGCUACACAUUACAUCACAACAGUGGAGCUUGGAGUUGAACAUGAUGAGGGGGGUCAAUUUCAUGACCUUAUGCAUGCUCUGGUGGCAAACAGAAGCAUAACUGUGGCGACCAUCACUGUUCAUGCCAUCAGCAGGCUCGAAACUGCUGAAGAUCUCUCAUAUUUCCUAUCUCACAACACAACAGUAAGUGCACUUGCCUUCUACUCUGACUCUAGUUUCAGUACUGAAUUUGUGAAGGAGCUUUCGAAAGGAAUGUGGAGGAACAGUUCGAUUGUAGAGUUUGUAAUAGCCCCCAAGUUGCGUUGCACUGAUGAGAGCUUUACCACCUUUGAGGCCGUGCGAAGGAACAAGGGUGCUCUGAACCGUGCGGUUGAUUUCAUUCUCCAGCACAAGGCAGACCGACUAUGUGCAGAAGGGUUUGAGAUGUUUGCUGGAAAACCUUGUCAGCUUGAUUACGUAGCAAAACUCUCUGGGAAAACUGAAGCUGAGGCAGUUGCAGCUGUAAUCUCAGCUCUGCACUUUUUGAGGGACUACUAUUUAGUUAUCACAGGAGUUGUCCAGAAUUCCGUUACAUGCCAUCCUGCAAAGCACACACAGCUGGACUCUCUGAAUAGUGACUGCUGGCGCGCAAUUGCGCGCUACCUUAGCGUUGACGAUGUGCUCUGCCCCGUAUCUUGAUUUCCCUUUCAAUGUGCAGCACAGUUGAUGCCAGGUUUAGUGAACAGUGCCUUGUUUCCUCUGCCCUGAUUAACAGCAACACACAAAAUGUUUUUAUGUUCAGCUUUUGCUUGUAGCAUAUUGGAACCAUAUGGUUGGCUGUGUCCUUGAAGUCAACAUGUUGUGAUGCUCAAGUAAUGCAAAGACCGAUCUUUCCAUGUUUAGAGUGUGUGCACACCUCCGCUGCAAACACCACGAUUUACGCAGUUCACACUGCUUUCCCCACUGCUCUCAGGUUCAAGACAUUUGAGGGGAAUGUCGUGGAUUUCCCCAGUGAAUUUUUGAAGGAGGUUAGGGCUCCUACUUGCUCUUAUUGUACAAUCAUUUCAUUCUUGCCUUCCUGCCUCCUGAUCUUGAGAUCUCAGUUGGCUAAAUUGCAAUAGUGAAAAAGAAGGCGGAAAAAUGUUGACCUACGUGCCUUUUGCCAUGACCUAAUUACUGGCAUUCACUGCAGCAGCUGUAGCAGCGAUGACACAGUGAGACUUGUGGUAAGAUCGGUCUACGAGUAUUUAUUAGUCUGAUCCAUUAUUAUAUAACUUGCAUGUGUAUUUUGUGGCCACAAUGGCUCUUACGAUUGCCGCUCAAUUAAUUACUGGUCAUGUUAUUUGUGUAAUUAAUUAGUGUUGCUUUUUGAAGGACAGCAAAGGGAAACGCACUGACCGAUCACUAGUGAUUGAUAACUUUUAUGUUCACCUUUCAGCUGUUACCAUAUAUGUACCUACUGCGCAAUAUGCCUUAGCACAGUGUGGCUUUGUGAUUUUAAUUUGUUUGAAACUGUGUGCAGGCGUAGUCGUGACACUGGUGACAUUAUUACAGUAUUCGAAGUUUAAGAUGGGGCAGUGCUGUUGCCACUGAAUUCUAUGUGUGACGAUUUACAAACUCUCAUUGUGAUAACUUUCCUUGACCUUUUGCCACGGACCUUUCUAGAAAGUCAUGCCUGCCCACUAGCGGCUACGAGGGAGCCUGGGAGUAGGGUUUGCAAUUCGCUGCAUCACAUGCUAUUGAGGUUUCCUUCUGUUCUUAUAUGUGUGCAUAUUUUCAAAAUAGUACAGUCAUUUGAACUUUCAUGAGUUUGUUUUAUAUUCUACCAUGCUGUGUUGAUAAACGACAUUUAGUUAUGAAAGUUUCAAAAUUUUAAUUUUCAACUUCAGCUCGUGUUGGAUGUCUUGUUUCUUUUUAUGGUAAAAUUGAAUUUUCAAGUUUAUAAAAUUAUUUGAAAAAAUUAGAACAACUUUGUUAUGCUCUGCCUAGACAAAAACACAAACAGAACAAGCUCUUUUGCCUCCAAUAACUUGAACAAUGAAAACUUGCCAAGUGUUUGGGUUGUUUUUAUACCCGCAAGCUCUUGAAGUUUCUGUUAAGAUUACGAAUUCAGACUUGUUCUAUAAUUUUACUAAUACUUCGUCAAGCUUUAUGAAAAAUAAAUUCUGCUCACAAAAAAGCUUCACUUAUCUGUCUCUGACCACAACCUAGGGAAUCUUCCAAUGGUGAAAGGACACCGGAGGACAUGAGAUUGCAUUAAGCAAGUUUAUUCAGACUAGUUCUGAAACAGGCAACACAUAUACUCAGCAGCCUUCCACCAUUAUUGACAGUCUGCUAAUGUCUUCCUUUUUUUUUUUUUUUUGUUCAAAAGGGCACCUUCAGCUUUGUGCUUCAUAGGUGCUGCCUAUGCACAACUUAAAAAGCACAUCCAUCAUAAUUUGUGGUAUGGCGGAGUGUUUAGCACUUAUUUUAUUUGUAGCUGUCUAGACAGUCUAGUACAGUGGUACUAACACUGCAAUACUGCUGCUGGUAAAGACUGGCUGAUUUUUCUUCUGGUAUCUGUUUCAAUUCUGCCAUCCUCAACUGCAUUUCCCUUCCCUCGUCACCCAUUCUGUAACUCUAAUGGUCCACCGGUUAUCCACCCUGCGCAUUACAUGGCCUGCCCAGCUCCAUGUCUCUCUCUUAAUGUCAACAAGAAUAUCAGCUAUCCCCGUUAGCUCUCUGAUCCACGCCACUCUCUUCCUGUCUCUUAACAUUACGCCUAACAUUUUUCGUUCCAUCGCUGUUUGUGCAGUUCUUACCUUAUUCUCAAGCUUUUUUGUUAGCCGUCAAGUUUCUGCCUCAUAUGUUAGCACCGGUAGAAUGCAAUAAUUGUACACUUUUUUUUUUUUCAAUGACAGUGGUAAGCUCCCAGUCAGCACAGUCGAGGAUGGCAGAAAACUAGGUGGGUGAUGAAAUUAGGAAAUUUACAGGUGGAAAUUGGAAUCAGCUAGCGCAAGACAGGGGAAAUUAGAGAUCGCAGGGAGAGGCCUUCGUCCUGCGGUGGACAUAAAAAUAGGCUGAUGAUGAUGAUGACGAUCUGUUUCAAUAGCACUGAAGGACACCACGAUUGGAACAAGAUUAAAGGGCAAGAAACAAAAAACAGAACAUUGAUUUACAUUGAAUGAGACUGCGAGGCCAGAAAGGGCUAUUGCAUUUGAUAAUGUGCACAAAAGCAAUAGGCUCCAACUUCUGUUAAGCCUUACUCUCGAGACAGUUUGAAUGUGGCUACCAGGCCAAUGUGGCAGUGCACUUUUUUGGAAAGGUCCGUUGUACAGUAUGGUGCACUGUUAAAGGGAACACCUAGCAACUAAUAAGGCCAUAACUGGAACGUUUCUUGACUUUUACCCGAAAGAAGUGGCCGAUGGAAUCAAUUCGACAUGUAUACAUAAAAAAUCUGUCUGAAUAUAUGUUGGCAACAAUUGAUGGCAGAAUACUAACUGUGUGUUCCCUUUAAUAGUGGACAAUACUGUACAUCUAUCUGUAAGUCAGCAUCUGUACCUGUUUUUGGUUUUCUGAGCCUAAAGUUGGUUUUAUGUGAUAGUAGAAUGUGAGAAAAAUCAUUUUUUUUUUUUUAGCUUUUGUAGCUGUAAAGUUGCCUCUGUUACACUGGGUGCGCAAGGUUUUGAUGACACAUAAUGACGACCUCCGGAACAACAGCAAUAUUUCAGACAAAGUUCAAUAUCUCCAUUCAAAAUAUUUUACAGCGUUUCUUUUGCUGUUUUUUUUUCUUUUUCCUUUCUUUAUUUCUUUUUUUUUUUUUUGAGGCUGCUAAAAAACCAUCUUCAGCCUCAAUUACUGAACUAAGUUUCGAUAAUGGCUACAUACUUGGUUCAGAUAUAGCAGCCUGUAACAGGUUUUUAUCAUUAUGUGGCUGUUAGGCUUUCUCUUAGUGAUGUCUGCCAUACACAGCAGUGUACAGCUUUUGAUAAUCAAAACUAGUACACUACGCUGAGAGUGACGUGGCCGCAGAAGUUCAGAACCAGACAUUCUUGGGUUGCACAGGUGCUAAGGGAUUAAGCAAAUUCACUAAUUAAGAGUGGCACAUAUUGUCAUCGUGCGCAGAAAGCUUGACUGUUGAAUCUGGCACCCCAAGCUGCUCGGCAAUGGGCAUAAUCAGCUUUUCAGGGUUCACAGUCAUCGUGGCCUCCCCCGUUGGAGAAACUCAGCCGUCUGAAUAGCGUCUGACCAGUGGCAGCGCUUAUUUGUCUAUGUCAGAGAUGAUAAUUGACCACAAACUCUCAUCUCACCCUAAAAACAAAGGGGUUUUGCGACUAUCAAGAAUUCUGGUGGUGAUCUAUGUAGCUGUGGUCACCAUGUAAGGCAAUGUGCGGCUUCAUCUCCUUUGCGAGAGUGUAAGGAAUGUAUGUGCUAGAUAGGUGACGAAGGGGUUGGUGUGGUCGGAGUUAAGCACCUAGACAGAUAGAACAAGAAUGUCAGUCUAUGGUGGGCCCUCAAAUACCUCGCGCACCUGGUAUUGCAGAAGGGGCACUGUUGUGAAUAUUCUUACUUACACAGUAACUGCUGCAGUGACUGCAACUUGCUGUGACCUAUUAUUCGUUGUGUCUGUAUUUAUUUUGUAGCUCAUUUCAAUGUGUGUACUGCUACCGGCUUUGACUUGACUUUACUAGUUCUUAUUUUCUUUGAGCUUCCAUCAGUUACGACUUGCUCAUGCAUUGCAUCAACCUAGCAAAGCCUGUUGCUGGGUGAGUUGGUGCUCUGCUGCGCGGAACUACUGAAACAGAGUAUGUGUGUCAUGGUACAGCCGGUGCAAAGAAUGCAAACAAGGGAGAACAAAAACAGACAUGAACAAAUGCCACUACCAACUGAAAUUCAUUUUGAGCAAAAAAGAAUAUCUAUGCAAGAAGUGAGCAAAUCUGCAUCAUGCAUACAGAAUGUGCUAACAAGGAUAUACCGUGAUGCGGUGUUGAAUCACUGAUGUGGCCUUUCCAUACAUUGUUUCUGAGUCUAAACCUAUGCUCUCCACUCCUGCUUGGGCCUAAAAUAUUGGCCUGUAGUAGCCUGUAAAUAAAAAAUAAUAAUAAUAAAUAAACAUGACUCUAAAUAUGCAAAUUCAGUGACAUACAAAGAAAGAGAUGAUCAUGAACAUGAGAACAAGGUGAGAGCAGGAGCCAACAUUUCAGCAAGUGGACUUGUCUUUUUCAAGGCAACAUAUUCUCUCCUCAGCACAGUAUAUACAGGUAUGGUUCUUCAAAAGGGGAGAGAGGGUAAGGCAGGAGGGCGAGGUAACAAGCGAGGGUGUAGAAAGGGAUGUAUCACAGACUCAUUUAUCACCAUAUUUUUUAAUGUCCCCUUCAGGGUAUAUGUUUCCAUCUUUUAAUGACUUUUAUUGAAGCAUGAAGAGCCGAAAAUGAUAAUAUAUUUUUUUCAUUGCCAGAUUUAAUUCGUGCCUGAAGGGGAUAUAAAAUGCCUCCAGUGAUUUGAGGAUGAAAAAUUCUGGGCAGGAGCAAUAACGCUGCUGCAAGAAAUACACUGGAGGCAUUUUAUAAUAUUAAAUAUGGCGAUAAAUACAUCAGUGAUAUGUCUCUUUCUUUGUGUACCGCUGAACUUGCUUUGGACACUGCUUCAUGUCAAGUCCUUGUUAGUGCAUUUCGUAUGUAUGGUGCACGAGUGGCCAUUGUAUAAAUAUUUUUUUCUGCUCAAAAUAAACUUGAGUUGGUAGUAGCAUUUGUUGGUAUCUGUUGUCAUCCUUGUCCACAUUCAUUGUGCCGGCUAUACCAUGGCACUGCAUCAGUAUGCCACAAGUGGUCAUAAAUUGGUAGACUAAGUGCAGUAUGCAAUUUGAAUUCUGCCUCAACAUUGUGACCAGUACCUUGCCUUGGAGUGGAUGCAUGCACAUCAACCUUUGUAGCUCUUGCUAUCUAGCUGAGUCGUUUUUUGAGAUCUGAAGUUUUGGUUCACUGUUCCUAAUGACCUGAAGGUCUGCACUCGCAGAUUAUUCAUAGCCCUUAUCACCAGUUGUGUUCACCUUUGGUGUUCAGAGAGAAGUCAUCUCUUCGCAUUGUGAUACUGUGUUCCUUCUUAAAUCCCCGGGUACUGUCUUGUAUUGUAUGCCCAUUAGCUUCUUAAUUAAGGUGACACAGGUGUGACAAAUUUUUGCUCCUGUGUGAUGUCUUUUUGGUCACCUGUAGCCAUGAAAGUGACCCUAUUGUCUCGUACUGUGUCAAAGUGUUUAGUGUUGCUUUUAUAACUGUGACUUAAUAAAGUUUGUAUGCAU